CAAAAAUUUCGUCGGAGGGGAUCUUAUUUUCGGUAUAAAUUCUCUUUGACGAAUCCAUAGGGUUAUUAGUAAAAAGUUUGAUUACUGAUUAAACAUGAAAUCGGCCUUCUUAAUUGUUGCUGCACUUUGUGCCACCUGCUAUGCCCAGCAACUCGCUUCAAAGGAACCUAUUCAGAUUGUUAAAUAUGUCAACGAAGGGGUAGGACCUGAAGGAGCUUACCAGUGGGGAUUCGAAACUGCCAAUGGUAUAGCUGCCGAAGAACAAGGUUCUCUUAAGAAUGCCGGUACAGAAAAUGAAUCUAUUCAGGUGCAAGGAUCUGCAAGAUGGACUUCUGAAGAUGGAACUCCAAUCGAACUCACUUAUGUUGCUGACGAAAAUGGAUUCCAACCAAGAGGGGCUCAUCUUCCAACUCCUCCACCAAUCCCGGAAGCCAUCCAAAGGUCUUUGGAGUAUAUCGCAGCCCAUCCUCAACAGGAAGAAAAUGCCUUAAAGCAAAAGAAAUACUGAUGAUGUCUUUCGGCUUUGUAUAUUGAUGAAUCUUUUGUAAAUAAUUGUUGUUGUGUUUUAUUAAUUAAAUGCUGCAGCUACAAAUCAA
This is a messenger RNA of Coccinella septempunctata (seven-spotted ladybird), 596 nucleotides long. Its product is annotated as endocuticle structural glycoprotein SgAbd-8-like. Gene Ontology annotation, cellular component: chitin-based extracellular matrix. Lineage: Eukaryota; Metazoa; Arthropoda; Insecta; Coleoptera; Coccinellidae. Gene Ontology annotation, molecular function: structural constituent of chitin-based larval cuticle. The transcript has 3 exons. The coding region runs from base 95 to 508 and encodes 137 amino acids. The record is from RefSeq and is a predicted model, not a curated record.